Molecule: messenger RNA, 7927 nt
Organism: Petromyzon marinus (sea lamprey)
Lineage: Eukaryota; Metazoa; Chordata; Hyperoartia; Petromyzontiformes; Petromyzontidae
Product: ubiquitin carboxyl-terminal hydrolase 19-like
Biological process (GO): protein deubiquitination
Molecular function (GO): cysteine-type deubiquitinase activity
Source: RefSeq, a predicted model, not a curated record
GAGGCACGGCAAAUAUGCUCGCGGAGAGAGAAUUCGGGCAACCGACGCCAUGCAACAAUGUCACUUUUGGUUCACAAGAUGAAUGUCUGUUGGUCUGUAUGUAACUCUGGAUCAUGUUGAUCUAUGUAACUGUGUGGGAGAAAAAUACAGUACCUGGAGAAAACCCACCAUGAAUACAAGAGGUUAGCUCAGAGCAACUUUGGGCCAAUGUUGGAAUGUGGUUGGAGCUGUUGUACCGAUGUUGGCCCAACGUUCCAUAUUUACUGGGCAGCUAGAUUCAAGCAUGGCUCUACUGUCAUCUGUCCACCUCACGGCCCAAGCCUACAACACAUGUAUUGUAUGAGUGGGCAAAGUGCAAAGAGCUGGUGCUUGUAUUGCACAUUCACCUUCCAUAUUAAAGCCACACGUCAAAAUCGCAUUCAAAAUCCGAAAAUAAAAGUAUCCGGUUCAAUCACCUCAGGAUCUGGUUUGUAAGGUUAAUUAAAAUAUAUAUCGCUAUUAGAUUAGAAAAAAAUAACACCGAGGUUUACGGGUGGUGGAGGAUCUACGACACAUUUUAUUUAUGCGACCAGACCAAAAUAAUAUAUACACACACGACUCCCUUGCUCCAACGCGAUUGGCUCCGAUUGCAUUGACGUCACAGGGAGGGGAGGGACUUUCCAAGUCGGCGUUACGUCACCGGCCCCCUCGCGCGCGUGCAUCUUCCCGCUACGGAAAGCAGGCCACCGACACCGCAAGAAGUGUGUCAGACGGUCUGCCGAAUUCCGGAAGACGUCUACCAAUAAAACACGGACACCUGGUUCAGGCUACGCGCCCUGGGGUGGGCGGUCAACGUCGCCUGCCCCCACCCCCACGACGCGCUGAGAUCUUCCGGAAGUUCCCGAAGAUUCCAGAAGCCAUCUUCCGGAAGACGGAAGGCGCAGAGUGUCAGGGCCCUGAUUGGGCAUUUAACGGAAGGCGUCUUGCGUUAACAAUAACAAUUGUAACCCCCCCCCCGCUCUCUCUCCCUCACGGCGACAAUACCUCGUUGAUCAUUUUAUAUCGAAGUUUAAACUCUCCGAUUCUUCUACUCGCGCGACCUUGACGAGACGACAGCGCCACCGCAGCUUCCACACACGGCCCGAUCAGACUCGGCCCAGCCCGGCGGCGUCCUUGCUUCCUCCGCCCUCCCUGCACCUCCCGGUCUCGGCUGGGCGUCUCGCCCGGCUCAGGGCGCCGCUUCGCCCGCAGCUCAACCAGGCAAGCAGCCACGGCCACGAGACACGCAAGAUAGAGAGGGAGGCGAGGAAGCGCGCGGGCCCGAGCGAGAGAGGCGCAGGAGCCGGGAAGAAGGGCCGCAUGGCGAACGCCGGCACUGGCACCGCCACCGCUACAGCGGCGCGGACACGCAGGCAGCAGGGCGGGCGGCGCGGCGGUGAUGGCGGUGGUGGCGGCGGUGGCGGCGGUGGCGGCGGCGGUGGUGGUAGGAACCGGCACAAAGGCGCCCAGGGGCAGGGCACUGGCGGUGGAGCGAUGCGAGCCAAGCAGAAAGAAGUGGGCGGUGAUGUCGGCAGAGGCGCUGCUGCGGCAGCUCGGACCGGUGGCGCCGCGGCGUGCGACAGUGACAUGGGCAUGGAGUGGACGCAGAGCGGAACCCAGGUGACGGUGCGGCUGAGACCACGCGGGGGCGGUGCGGGUGGCGGGGGCCCAGGAGGGGGGGACCUGAGCGACUUGCACAAGGGGGCAACCUUCACGGACCACGCGUGUAUGGUGGCGCUGCCAGAUGGAGGUGAGUGGCGCUGUGAGCUGUACGGGGAGGUGGAGGCGUCUUGCUGCCGCGCCGAAGUGAAGGAGCGUGGUGGGGUGCUGCAACUCACCAUGCCCAAGCGCAUCCCGUUCUACACGUGGCCCGCACUCACCACAACGAAGAAGAAACCGGCGGAUGAGGUGACCGAAACAUCCGGUGUCUCCCCACCCCGUCUUGCGGAAUCGGCAAAAGCGACCACCGGCAACGGCACCGGCAUCGUGCCCCACCGGUUGCUCGCCAGGGAAGCCGAGGAGACGGUGGCGGCUCUGGCGCCAGCACUGGUACCAUCGCUGGCUGAGGCAGCGCCGCCGGCAAACGCCCCUCCCAGGCCUGUUGGGAAAAAAGGCAGCUCUGGCGGCGGUGGUGGCAGCGGUGGCAAAGCUGCGGUGAAAGCGGCUGUACAGGGAGCGGUGGUGGAGGCGGCGGUAUCGCCACCUACUGUGGUGGAGGACGCUGCGUCGACCACCAGGCCUGACCUCACGCCGGUGUCCGCCGAUGGUUUCUCGACGGAGCCUGACACACAGGCCCCGGCGGGAGUCAAGGUUGAGACCCCUGUUGAGACCACAUCGCUUGAAACCUCUGUAGAAACCCCUCUACCAACCCCAAUUGAGAGUCAGGUAGAGACCCCUGUACAAACCCCUAUGGAGAGUCAGGUGGAGACCCCUGUUCAGACCACUGUUGAGUCCCCUCUAAACACCCCUUUGGAAAGCCAGGUUGAGACCCCUGUCGUCACACUCAUGGAGAGCCAGGUGGAGACCCCUGUUGAGAGCGUGGGGCAGGACAUGGAGGUGGCAGUGGGAGACAGUCCACCUGUGACCACGGCUUUGGAUUCAGGGGGGCAGCCGCUGAGAGCAACAGGCAAGGGGAGUGGAUCGAGCCAUCGCACGGUGGCGUCCUUGUCGUCACCGCCGCCGCCCCAGGAGGAGGAUUUGACGAGCGUGGAACCCCCACAGGAGGUGGCAGAGUACAGUCUGCAGCCCAAUGCAGCAGAGCUGAAAGCAGGAACAAGUCGAGUGGACCGGGAGGAGUUGGGGUCGUCGGUAUCAUCGGAGGCGGGGUGUGAGACCUUCAACAGCCCACUUCUGAUGUGCACUGCCCCGGAGCCCCGGCGCGUGUCGUCCCUACGACACGGCUGGUACGAGGUGGGGGCGGACGCGGUGGGGGUGCAGGUUUACAAGCGCGACAUUGCGCCCAGCGACACGCACGUCAUCUUCCGCGACCACGACUUCACGCUCAUCUUCACCAGCAGCGACCGGAAGUUCUUGGAGAAGGAGGGCGUGGCGGGCAGUGGCCCCACGGUGUUCAGCUGGCAGGUGAAGCUGCGGAACGGCAUCACCCCCGACGAGUGCUCCUUCGUGAACCGGAUGGCGGUGGUGGAAAUCAAACUGCGCAAGAAGCAGAGCCAGAAAUGGGGCGCUCUCGAGGCUCCGUCCAACCAAGGUGCAGUUGGAGGCGCCAGGGUGGCGUGCCCAGCGAGCGAGGCGUGGAAGACUGCGGCGCCCGCCGGGCAGCAAGUGGGACAGCCGCCGGCCGUGGGCCAGCUGGGCGAACCGCUCGCCGAGCCCAGGGCCAACCGCACCGUUGGUGUCGCCGCCAACACGACGGCGACAGCGGCCGCCAGGGCCGCGAAUGUCGCCGAGUCCGAGAUGGAGGUGGCGGUGGCGCCGGCGGGGCUGGGCUGCGCUCCGUGCGUCGGCAGCGGGGGCGCUGCCGCGGCGGCCCAGAGGACGCUGGAUCGCGGCGCGCCCCCGAUGGUCCGCUCUGGUCGCCGUGACGACGAUGAGGGGGAGGACGACGACGAGGAGGAGGGGGCAGUGGCAGGGGCAGCGGUGGCUAUUCGUUGUCACGGUGACGGGGACCGGGAGGCGGUGGAGGGCCGUCGCCACGGUUACACGGGGCUCAUCAAUCUGGGCAACACUUGCUUCAUGAGCAGCGUCAUCCAGUGCUUGUCUAAUACGCGCGAGCUCAGGGACUUCUUCCUUGACAAGGGCUUCGAGGCCGAGCUGAACAUGGAGAAUCCUCUGGGCACGGGCGGCCGCCUCGCCUCCUGCUUCGGCCGCCUGUUGCAUACGCUGUGGAGCGGCACGCAGGACGCCGUGGCGCCUGCCCGCCUCAAGUCGGUGGUGGGUGGCAAGGCGUGCCAGUUCACAGGCUACUCGCAGCAUGACGCGCAGGAGUUCAUGGCCUUCCUGCUGGACGGGCUCCACGAAGACCUGAACCGCGUGCGGCACAAGCCCUACACGGCCACCGUGGACUCGGACGGGCGGCCCGACGCGGUCGUGGCGGAGGAGGCGUGGGCGCGUCACCGGCAACGCAACGACUCCUUCGUGGUCGACCUCUUCCAGGGGCAGUAUAAGUCGACCCUUGUGUGCCCGGUCUGCAGCAAGGUGUCGAUCACCUUUGACCCCUUCCUGUACCUGCCCGUGCCACUGCCGCAGCAGCAGAGGAUGCUGAACGUGAACUUCUACUCUCGAGACGCGGCUUCCUCGCCGCGCGAGGUGACGGCAAGCGUUGACAAAGCGGCCAGGGUGUUGGAGGUGCUGGAUGCACUGUCGGAGCAGACGGGUGUGGAGCGGGAGAACCUGCGUCUCAUUGAGGUGUGCGGCUCGGCAUUGCGGCGCGUGCUGCUGCCCCCCCAGCCGCUGGAGGUGCUGCCCCCGGGCGGCCGCCUCCUCUGCUUCGAGCUGCCGGCACCAACGGGGCAGCACGAGCAGCUAGUGGUGAUGUCCGUCUCGCAGCGUCUCAUGGUGUCUGCUGUGCCGGUGCUCGCCUGCGCGUUCUGCCGCCAAACGCCGGGUCCUGCCGCCCGCCUGCGCCGAUGCACCAAGUGCUUCUGUGUCAGCUACUGCAACACUUCAUGCCAGAAGAGCCACUGGGAGGAUCAUCGCCACGUGUGCCGCCCGGAGCCCGUGGGCAGUCCCUUCGUGUUGGCACUGCCGGCCACGCGGCUCACCUACGCCGCGCUUGCAGAGGCAGCCAGCAGCAUGGCCAGGCUGUCGGUCACGGUGACGCCACUGCCCAGGGAGUCUCCUCCUCCCGUUCCUCCUCCCCGCGACUCCCCGAGCGACGACCACCUUGCUGCGCCGGCUCUCCCCUGCUCUUCCCACCCAAAAGCUGAAGCCGGGCCCAGGCCGACGGUGUCAGGCGAGGCCCAGGGCUCGGCGGAGCCUGACGGGGCCCGGGCCGCGGCACCGGCGGCGAUGUCCGCCGAGGGAGAGGAGGCUGCGGCGAAGGGGGGGGUGGCACGAACAGCCGGAGCCCAGUUUCCAUUCGUGCUUCGUCUGGUGGAGAAUGGGAAGGAGUCGGAAAUCGAUGACAAAGGCGAGAUGCCUCUGGCACUCCCCGUCGACGCGCAUCUUGUGCUGGAGUGGAGGAACCACGAGCGUUACCGCGACGCUGUCGCCGUGGUGACCCGGGAGAUGGGAGGGGCGACCGGCGGGGUCGUGACCCUGCAGCAGUGCCUGCAGCUGUUCACGCGGCCUGAAAAACUGGCACCGGAGGAGGCCUGGUACUGCCCCGUGUGCAAGACCCACCGGCAGGCGUCCAAGCAGCUGUCUCUGUGGCGCCUGCCCAAUGUGCUCAUCGUGCAGCUCAAGCGCUUCUCCUUCCGCAACCUUCUGUGGCGCGACAAGCUCAACAGCAUGGUCGCCUUCCCCGUCAGGGAGCUGGACCUGAGUGAGUUUGGGGUGCGUGCGACGCGUGGCGGAGGCGGUUGCAGCGGUGGCGGCGUGGAUGGUGCCGGGGGGGGCGAGGGCCCCGGGGGUGGGGGACCCCCACCGGUGUACGACCUGUACGGAGUCAUCAACCACUACGGGGGCAUGGUGGGGGGCCACUACACGGCCUUCGCACGACUGCCGCACGCUCACGACACAAGGCACAACCACAUCGGUUGGCGGCUGUUUGACGACAGCGCGGUGGUGGAGGUGGAUGAGUCGGAUGUAGUGACCCGCCACGCCUACGUGCUGCUGUACCGGCGCCGCGACUCGCCCGUGCCACGCCCCUCCGCACCACCAGCCCCGCACGCUGGGGUUGACCCUGGUGCUGCCGGCGCCGUCAGCACCAGGGAUGAGGCGCCAGGCGAUGGCGCGGCGGAGCUGGCGGCGCUGUCCUCUGCCGGCGCCAGGCUGCGCGAGCCGCCUGCCCAGCCCGCAGUGCCGGCCUCCCCGCUGGCAUUCACCGACAUGGAGGAGGUGGACUGAUGAUGCGGUAGCGAGGAGGGCAUGGUGGCGGCGGUGGCGGUCAGGGUGGUGGCGGUGCUGGACCGCGUUUCCCAGUCCCUCUUUCCAGUGGCAGCCACUGGACGUUUUCAGCUGCGAAAAAAAAAGAGAGUUCGGUCAAAAUUUACGAGGUCUUCGACAAACGGCGGCGACCGUGAGGGUGGGCCGAGGGUGGGGUGGAGGGGGCAGGGAAAGUUCAGCGGAAUAUUUUGACAUCUGUGGUAUCAAUCGACGUCGUAGAAAAGAAUCCCCGCCUCUCCUCCGUAGUUUGAAGCGAGUCGCAUCGCGAAGGGCGUCGUCGCUCGGUCGUGCUCGUUUUGCGGCGUCGAUUGCGGAGCACUGAUCCACGAGAAAACCCAGCGGCUCUACCACACCACCCACACAGGCUGGAAACGGCUCGAUGUUCCGGUCAUAAUCUGAUCGGUUCCUCGCGACGCGGGUUUGUGUAAAAUUCACUCGUCAGUAGCACGUGGCAGGGCUCCUAUUUUUGUUGCACGUCCAUCCCCAAACUCUCCUUUUUUUAUUGUGGGAAGUUUAUUUACUUUCCGCUAAAGGUCGCGGAUUGUAUAACAACACCGAUUGAGUCCCUUACUUUUAAUUUGAAUAUGAAAUAAGGUUGCUAAAUCGUUAAUUGUUUCUACCUAUUGGGUUUUCUAUUAUACGCAAACAUCGUUAUAAGUCAUUUAUCGUGGGGUAUCCGCAGUAUGACACAUCGAAUACUACUGUAACAUAUUUGGCGGUGUUAAUGAUUAGUACUACAUUACCCUGUUUAAGCGCAACAUGUUGUCAUUUGCUGGAGUUUGUUACAAACUUGCUUCUGGAAUCCUGAAGGUCAUAGAGAAACGGGGGUUAGUGGUGGCUCUGGAUCGGGGGUUGUACAGUUGCGGGUGGCGUCGUCGUGGGAGGAUGUGGCGGGGUAUGAGCGUGGGUGUGUCACUGGUGAUGUCUGGAAUCCACAGCACUUCUCUCUGACUCCAGGACCUGUGGCCCGUCCCUCCAUGCCCCUUUCGGCUGUGACCUCAAUGUCAGGCUACGUUGGGCAGGGUUAACCCGGACGGGCGAACCGUAGAGGCGCUCCACGGGGAUGAACUCUUGCUCGUGCAGGUCUCCACACCUUCCAAUCGUCCGGCACGAGUGGUGCGUGUGCACAGAGGAAGAGGAACUGAAGUCCCAGGAGCCGGGCUGCAGUCGGUUUGCCAUGCGUGGCUGUUUUGUAAGGGGUUAUUGGGAGCACGUGGAGAGUUGGUACGAGCUCCUCCCCUGCAGAGCGACUCUGACCCACGUCCUCCUGCGUCGUGACAUCCAGUGUGUUGAGACCCUCGCCAGGUCGCUUGUGUCUGUUUUUUUGAUCUCCUGUGACCUCCGCCCCCCCUCCCUCCCUCCCAGGGAGGGAUCAUGGUCGCUUGUGCGUCCUGGUCGCCGUGCGCCCGCCCAUUGGCCGUUGCGCAAUGUCGCGCGUUUAUUGCCAUUUUUCCACUGCACUACCGAACCUCGCCUGGGCUGUGCCGAACCAGCUUGGCGCAGUUCAUGAGGCGCCUGGUUUUUCCACUGUAGAAUCCGAGCCGUGUGCCGCAAUUUUAACACGUAAUGAAUAAUUCGAAGACGCAUGAUGCUGCGUUUUGAGUUGCACUUCUGUUGCCCCUGGGCCUGUUUGGCACCACGCUGGAUUCAGAUGUUUUGCAAGGCCAGAAUGAUCACAAUUUGUUUUUGACUCUGAAAACGGCAAGUGGAAAAACGACCCCUGUACCACGAGCGCCUUGCGCCGGCUCGGUUCGGAUGUGCCAAUGGAAAAAAUGCUUUACGCUUAACGAUUAUAAAAAUACAAACCCCACACGGUUUUCUUCGGGGAAUGAGUUUGCACACUUGUUGCACUGCAUGUACAGACGAGACGAUAGCGUUAAUAAUUAUGAGAGGUGAAAAAGAA